AUGGACAUCGAAGAUCUUGCGGAUAAGGGAGAAAUAAGGGAAGAUGGUGAUUUCAACAAAGGGAAAGUUGUCACUCGCCGCCACAAAAGAAGAAUUCGCAAUGCCGAGGCCGUCGAGGCGGAUUCAAGCUUCGCCCGGGGCCAAAAGAUUUACGUGCGCACCUGGGGAUGUACUCACAACACUUCCGAUUCAGAGUACAUGGCCGGCCAACUGGCGGAAGCGGGAUAUGAUGUUAAACUUGACGAUUCGAAGAGAUUGGAAUGCGAUCUUUGGUUGUUGAACAGCUGCACCGUAAAAGCGCCAGCAGAAGAUCAUUUCAAGAAUGCGAUCAGCGCCGCGCAGAAAGUAAACAUCCCAGUCGUCGUUGCUGGCUGCGUGCCUCAAGGAGCCCCCAGCGAUAAGUUUGUCAAGGGCCUCUCUACCAUCGGCGUACAGCAGAUUGACCGGGUCGUUGAAGUGGUGGAAGAGACACUGAAAGGAAACACGGUGAAAUUGCUUGGACCCAAGAAGCGAUCCGGAAAAAGAAUCGGAGGUGCUGACUUGGGGCUUCCGAAAGUAAGAAGAAACGCGUUGAUUGAGAUUAUCUCCAUAAAUACAGGCUGUUUAAACUCUUGCACUUACUGCAAAACGAAACAUGCUCGAGGUGACCUGGCGAGUUACCCAAUCGACGAGAUCGUCGCUCGCUUCGAACAGGCUUUUCAGGAAGGAAUCGUUGAAAUCUGGCUUACCAGCGAAGACACGGGCGCUUACGGACGAGAUAUCGGAACAAACAUUGUUGAGCUUCUAAAUGCUGUUGUGAAGACCAUUCCAGAUGGAUGCAUGAUGAGAAUAGGAAUGACAAACCCGCCGUAUAUUCUUGAGCAUUUAGAGGGAAUCGCCAAAAUUUUAAAUCACCCAAGAGUCUACUCAUUUCUUCAUGUGCCAGUGCAAUCCGGAUCCGACGCUGUUCUGAAUUCAAUGAGAAGAGAAUACAACAGAGAGGACUUUUGCAAAGUCGUUGACACCCUUAGGAGUAGUGUGCCCGAUUGCAACAUCGCUACAGAUAUCAUCGCCGGUUUUCCUACGGAGACAGAAGAAGAUUUCGACGAGACAAUAUCGCUCUGCGAAAAGUACAAAUUCCCUAGUUUGUUCAUGAACCAAUUCUUCCCGCGUCCAGGCACGCCGGCAGCAAAAUGGGAGCAAAUCCCGCGUCAAAUCAUCAAAGAACGAACGAAAAAAUUAUCGACCGUCUUCAAAAGCUAUUUGCCGUUUGAGGGAAGAAAAGGCGAGCGCCACAGCGUCUUGAUUACGGAAAUGGCGCACGAUAAAGUCUCCCUUGUCGGCCACACAAAAUCUUAUCACCAAAUACUUGUCAAAGGAAACAGCGAUGAAUUGAUGGGCAAACGAGUCGACGUCGUCGUCACCGAGACAACAAAACAUUCGAUGCUCGGUGAAAUUAUUUCAGAACCAAAGACUGUCGCGAUUGCCCAAAAUCUGCAAAUUCUAAAAGAAAAGGAAAAGGCCAAACCAAAAAUGAGCAGAUCGAUGCAAAAUCUGCUUCGAGAGUUUCGAGCCCUCUACGAAGAGCGUUUGAAACGGCUUGAUUUGACGACUUCGCCAGAAAACUAUCGAGCAAAAUGCGAAAUCUACCAACAUUACGUCCACGAUUUGUUGGAGCAAAACGACGCCUUGAUCAAUGCUCUGAAAGAUUCCGAAAUCAAGGUGGAAACAUCUGCUGAUAUGGAGCGAUCGCUGACUGAAGAGAUCUCUUUGGCGAAAGGUUUUGAAGAGCAGCUUUUCGCUUGCCGCCAAGAGAAGAUUCACCUCGAAGUGGAAAACGAAGAUCUCCAACAGCAAGCUGUUCGAUUGAGAGAAAUGCUCGACGAUGCGGACAAUGGAAAAGAAACGCUCGAAAGCGCCAUUUCUAUCGCACACGACGAUCUAGCGAAGCUCAGAAUCGAACUUGAAGCCGUCCGUGGAGAAGUGAGAGAUGCUGAUCAGAAAAAUCACACGGCAGAAAGCAAGUGUAGCCGAGUACAGUCAGAUCUUCGACUGGAACAAGCAGAAAACCAGAAGCUCAACAGUCGACUUGAUUCUUGUGAAAAAUCGCUGGAGCGCGCCAAGUCUGAAAAUCAUUCCUUACAAAACAGACUCAUCGCGCUAGAAAACGAACUCAACGAGAAAUCCAUCGAACUAGCGGGCAUGGAACGGGAGUUGAUCAGCUUCAAAGUCAGCCGGGACACUGGAAUCGAGCAGAGUCACGUAGACAAGCAAGAAAAGCUCCUCCUUUCCGCGAAAGUAAGCGAAUUGGAAAAAGAACUCAGGCCGCUGCGAGAGGAGCUAUCUGAAAAAGGCGAUAAAUUGGUACGAGAGAAAGACUUGAGCAUAGAACUCGCGUCGACGAUUAGUCGACUGAGGGACCAGAUCACCAUCCAAGUUGAAAAUUCUAAAAAGCUCGAGAAACAAAAUCAGGACGUCAAAAGAAAGCUCAAAGAAUCCCAAACUGAAGUUGAAGCGAUUGACAAACGCCGCUCAGCGCUGACGUCUGAAAAUCAGAAGCUCCGAGAGACGCUCCACAAGAGCCAACUCGAAAGGCAGCGGCUGAAAGACGAGACCUGUCAACAAGAAGUGACGAUGAACGGCGAGAUGCGGCAAUUGAAGGAGCACAUUGGCGACCUUCAGGAAAAGAUCGAUCGAAGAACCCGAGAGACAGAAGAGCUUUCGGACAGAGUCGGUCGUCUCACAGCUUCAGUUGCGACGCACAAAGUCGCAGAAAAAUCAGCAAAGGAUCAUAUCGGAGAGCUUCAAGUCGAAAUAUCCGACUAUAGGCAGCGAAUAGUAGAAGUUACUGCCGAAACUAAAAACUAUGAAGACAGAAUUUUAAUACUCGACCAACAGUUGCAUGAUCGUGAUGUCGAAAUUGAAGCAAUUCGAUCAUCCUUGAAUACCAAGGCUGCCGAAUGCGAAGAGCAGCUUUCAAACAGCUCAAAGCAAGAACAACUUGUUCACGAGCUCACAACCGAGCUUAGUGCAAAGAAUGCUGAACUUCGUCGCGCUCAUCUCGAUCUUGACGCUCAAAAAGUGGAACUGACGAAUAACGCCGAAAAGAUCCAACACAUGGCUUUGAAAAUUCAAACGCAAGAAGAAGUCAUCAACAUCGCAAAGGGAGAAAUCGAAGACUACGAGCGAAUGAAGCCCCAUCCAGAGUCGGAGGUCAUCAAUCUCAAUUCUAAACUGGACCAGCUUAGAUUAGAAGGCGAUUCCUUGAAGGUAAAGCAUGCUGAGACUGUGAAGAAGCUUGCUGAUGUUAGCUUGCUAUGUAACGAGCUGAGGAACAAGCUCAAAUCAGCGGUCGGUCAAAGGGAUCAAGCUCAGCAACUGACGAAUCUGUACGAGGGAAAAUUCAGUUCUGCUGAAAGGCAGCUCAAGGAGCUCGAAUUCAAAGUACAUCAAGCCCACAGCCAAGUGGAUCGCGAACGAGAAUGCUCAAAAACUCGACAAGAAGCGAUGGAACAACGAAUCAAGGACAUUACCUCGGCCCGUUUGAGCUCGGAAGAGAUGGCUCAACAACUUCAGAGAGAGAUCGCCAAUCUGCGCGCUGAAAACUCGCAGAUGAUCAAGAACUCUGAACGAGACUCAGAAAAACAGCAUCUGAUUGAGAAGGAACUGCAUGUUUCAUCAACAGAAAAUGAAAGACUGGGAACAAGGCUGAAUGAAUCAAGAGUUGAAAUCGAAAAACUCACAAAACUCGUCGAAGAUCUCACUACAAACUGCGAAAAUCUUCAACGGCAGCGAAGAGAGUCCGAUUCUCUUCUCCGCAACCUCCGCGGCGAGCUUGGAAUUGCAUGCAAAACUCGUAAAGCUGCCGAAGCUCAAAUGGAAACUUACCGUAGCUCAAUUAAAUCUCUCGAGGAACAAGUCACAUCGCAUCUCUCCACCCAGGCAAAACUUGAGGAGCAACUGAAGUCGAAGGCAAUCGAAGAAGACGCAUUGAAGAGUAAAAAGAGGAAUUUGAAGUCGAGCGUCACUGAACUGGAAGACCAAAAACGCUCGCUUCAGAAUGAUGUCGACAAGUACAAGCGUACUGCAGCUGAGCAAAGAAGCAGAAUAAAACAGCUUGAAGAAGCCCUGCGAGCAAUUCGAAGAGAAACAGAAACUCAUCACACGAGGCAAAAGCACGAGCAAGAAAAGCUUCGAAAGCAAAACGAUGCCUUGGCGUCCGAGCAAACGAGGAAAGCGGCCGAGUUUGAUGGUAAAACGAUUCGCUACCAGGAGGAAGUCUCGAGGCUAGGAGAUGUUAUUAGCAAACUUCAGUCCGAGCUUGAAACGACCAAAACUCAACUCUCUGCAAGCCAACGACUCGAGCAUCAAGCCAGAAUCGACGUAGCCACCAUCCGAGAAGCUGGCAAAUCCCGUGACGACAGACGAAAUGAACUCCAGUGUGAGUACGAUUCGUUGCAGCGCGAGAAUAGCCGCCUCAUGGGCGAAAUGGCGCGGCACAUCAAAGAGAAGGAGAUGGCAGUGGCAGAAGAGGAUAGAUUGCGAAAACAUAGCGUCAAGCAGCAGGCGAUGCUGCAAGAAAUGAGACGCAAACUUGCUUCCAAAGCUCAUUAUCAAGACCUGAAAGUUCACUACCAACCUCACACGCCCGGACCCUUCGGCGACUCGUUUGCGAGCCACAAUUGA
This is a messenger RNA of Oikopleura dioica, 4665 nucleotides long. The record is from the annotation of a GenBank genome assembly. NCBI's taxonomy places the organism in Eukaryota, Metazoa, Chordata, Appendicularia, Copelata, Oikopleuridae.